AGUCAUUAAUAGAAAAAUUAAAUAUGAUUAAAUAUGAAUUACAAAUUUACUGACGUUCAAAAUUGAGACAUUUUAUUUAUGCGUGUAUUAAACAGUCAAUUGAACUAAAUUCAUGAUAUCGCGCAGUUUUCAAACUUCCUUUAGGAUUGUGCCGCGUUUUCUGUGCACAAAAAUAAUCAGCAUGCCGCCAAAACGAAAUCGAGCUUCAAAGGAAGAUUCUGUAAGAGUUAAAAAUGACACAAACACUAAAAUAAAAUCAAAAGCUGUAUCAAAUAAAAGAAAAUCUAAUACGGAUGAUCAUGAAGAACCUACUGCAAAACGUGUUAAAAAAGUAGCAAAACCAGUUUUGAAUAAAAUAGAUACAGAUUUAAAUGAAAUCAAUUUUGAUUGUUCAAAGUUAAAUGCAAUAGGAAACAAGUAUAAUUUAAAAAUUUCUAGUUGGAAUGUUUCCGGCAUAAGGGCAGUCAUUAAAAAAAAUGGAAUGGACUAUAUCUUGAAAGAAGAUGCAGACAUAGUUGCAUUGCAAGAGACUAAAUGCGAUAAAAAUAAGUUACCUGAAGAAGUUAAAUUAAAAGGAUAUCAUUAUUAUUUUUUUGAGAGUAAAAAACCUGGAUAUAGUGGUGUUGCAUUAUACACAAAAGAGAAACCAGUUAAUAUAAAAUAUGGUUUAGAUAAUGCUGAAUUUGAUAAUGAAGGAAGAUUGAUUACUGCAGAAUAUCCAAAUUUCUAUUUACUUAAUGCUUAUGUGCCUAAUGCUGGUCAGAAAUUAGUGACAUUGCCUAAAAGAUUAAAGUGGAAUGAGGUCUUUAAAGAUUAUGUAAAAGAUUUAGAUAAAAAGAAACCUGUCAUUAUUUGUGGUGAUUUGAAUGUCGCUCAUCAAGAAAUAGAUCUCAAAAAUCCAAAAACAAAUACAAAAAAUGCUGGAUUUACAAAAGAAGAACGAGAAGGUAUGACAGAUUUCUUAGAUGCAGGAUUUGUGGAUACAUUUAGAGCUUUGUAUCCUGAUAAGGCAGAUGCAUAUACAUUUUGGUCAUAUUUUGCUAAUGCACGUAGUAAAAAUAUAGGAUGGAGAUUAGACUAUUUUUUGGUAUCAAAACAAAUUAAGGAUAACGUCUGUGACAAUGUUAUAAGGGAUGAAGUGUAUGGCAGUGAUCAUUGCCCUAUUGUACUUUAUAUUAAUUUAUAAUUAAAUAAGUGAUAUACAUUUUUAUACUUAAAUUGUGUGUAACUGUGUUCAAAUAAUUUACUAAGUUUGCUGUAAUCUAUUUAUUUUGUCUUUUAAGAAUAAAAUUUAUU
Frieseomelitta varia is the source of this 1296-nucleotide messenger RNA. It is a transcript of the gene Rrp1, whose product is annotated as DNA-(apurinic or apyrimidinic site) endonuclease. Lineage: Eukaryota; Metazoa; Arthropoda; Insecta; Hymenoptera; Apidae. The record is from RefSeq and is a predicted model, not a curated record. Gene Ontology annotation, biological process: base-excision repair. Gene Ontology annotation, cellular component: nucleus. The transcript has 9 exons. The coding region runs from base 113 to 1186 and encodes 357 amino acids. Gene Ontology annotation, molecular function: phosphoric diester hydrolase activity; double-stranded DNA 3'-5' DNA exonuclease activity; DNA binding.